AUGCAAGCGUCCAAAAGACAUAAGGGCGUACACUCAAGUGAUGAUUGUGAAAGUGCUAAAAGAAGCACGGUAGAUGAUUUGUUUGUAUUCUCAUCUUCUGAGCAGCGAGCCAAUUACAAAGUCGAGUAUCUUUGUGAUCUUUUAAUAUUACAUGAAGUUAGUAAAAUUAAAAGCAUUAAACUGAGUGAUAAAAUCAGAAAAGACAUGCUAGCACUUCAGUUGAUUAUGAAAAGGCCGGGAAUAAGUAAGUCGGAGGAGCUUUUCAACAUACUUAAACUAUUAGAAGAAUGUUGUGGUGCAAAAGCUGAUAUUUUUGAGGGGGUUUCUAACGGUCUCAAGACAAUAAGAACAGUGUCAAGCGUUGGUAAAUUCUUAAAAGACUAUUUUUUAAAUUUUAUAAACGAUGAUGUCAAAAAUAUCCUUUUAAUUCCAUACAAGUUCAAAUUUGACAGGAUGAAAUUUGAAAGAAUGCUCAAAAUCCAUUGCAUUAACUUUGAAGAAGUGGACUUUAACUCCAUUAUUGCAUUUAUAAAAGAAAUAUUGAAAGUGUUUAUAAAGCACCCACAGUAUGCAAAUAUAAGGGAAUGCACACUCACAGUACAUCAGAAAGGGAACUCCUCACUCCAGGACUUUCCUGUCGAACUGUGGAUCGAAGUGCAAUGCACUAAAAUAUACAAAGAAAUGAAAAUAGUUCUACAGUCAGACAAUGAUUACCUUCUAUUUGAUGUAAAGAAGAAGACAAAGAUAACUGUGGACUGUAAAGAUGGUGGGUUUAAGUGUUAUAUCGGAGUAUUGAUUGGAAAAGACAUUUUAAAGCUUACACCAGAGAGUGAGAGCUUAUACUAG
Messenger RNA from Vittaforma corneae ATCC 50505, 846 nucleotides. RefSeq lists its product as uncharacterized. The record is from RefSeq and is a predicted model, not a curated record. NCBI's taxonomy places the organism in Eukaryota, Fungi, Microsporidia, Nosematidae. Bases 1 to 846 code for a protein of 281 amino acids. The transcript has a single exon.